Notolabrus celidotus (New Zealand spotty) is the source of this 1518-nucleotide messenger RNA. It is a transcript of the gene cfl2, whose product is annotated as cofilin 2 (muscle). Lineage: Eukaryota; Metazoa; Chordata; Actinopteri; Labriformes; Labridae. The transcript is spliced from 4 exons. Gene Ontology annotation, biological process: actin filament fragmentation; actin filament severing; cell motility. The record is from RefSeq and is a predicted model, not a curated record. Gene Ontology annotation, cellular component: actin cortical patch; cytoplasm; actin cytoskeleton. Gene Ontology annotation, molecular function: actin filament binding. The coding region runs from base 114 to 614 and encodes 166 amino acids.
CUCCUCCCUCCCUCCUCCCUCCUCCUCCUCCAGCCGGUCUCACUCCUCUCUCCCUCUCUCCCGGAGACUCGUGUAUCUAACGGUGAAGCAGCGCGGACAGACCCCGGGACAACAUGGCGUCAGGUGUGACAGUGAACGAUGAGGUCAUCAGGGUGUUCAACGACAUGAAGGUGAGGAAGUCCUCGUCCCAGGACGAGGUGAGGAAGAGGAAGAAGGCGGUCCUGUUCUGUCUGAGCGAGGACAGGAAGAAGAUCAUCGUUGAGGAGGGGAAGCAGAUCCUGGUGGGGGACAUCGGAGAGACGGUGGAUGACCCCUACGCCUGCUUCGUUAAGCUCCUCCCCCCUAACGACUGCAGGUACGGCCUGUACGACGCCACCUACGAGACCAAGGAGUCCAAGAAGGAGGACCUCGUCUUCAUCUUCUGGGCUCCAGAACAGGCUCCUCUGAAGAGUAAGAUGAUCUACGCCAGCUCUAAAGAUGCCAUCAAGAAGAAGUUUACAGGUAUCAAACAUGAGUGGCAGGUGAACGGUCUGGACGACAUCCAGGACCGCAGCACGCUGGCGGAGAAGCUGGGCGGGACCGUGGUGGUUUCUCUGGAGGGCAAGCCGCUGUGAUGUCACCGUGGCGAGCCGAGCGGAGCCAAGCCAACCGCCGUGCCAUCCGGACCGAAGCACCUGACCCCACCUGAACACCGCCGCUUCACUCAGCAGCUUGCUCUGUCUGUCUCCAUGUCCUGAAGGAGUUAGCGUCUUUAGGCGUCUUUGUUUCUUUUUGUUUUGUUCUUUUUUCCGACAUGACGGAGAUCUCAGUCACGAUAUGCAAACACCUCCCGGUUUGUCGCCACAUGACUUCACCUGGCGAUCAAACUAACGAUGACACACUACCAAACCCCAGGACGGCUGUCUCUCUCGCAGCCAGAGUUUUGCCAAAAAGUCCAUGUGAAGGAAGCAGACGCACGUGUCGGAGGCGAGCGCCGCGAAGCUCCGCCUCCUGCAGCACAUGGGUCGCAGCAUGAAGCUUUUUACAUAUGACUUUAUUUAUUAUUGUUCACUGUUGUUUCUCCUCCAGUGUGUUAAAGCAGGCAGACGUAUUGUUAGACUAUGCAUCAGACGAAGAAGAAGAAGAAGAAGAGUCGACCCGGCACUUUUUGUUGAAACACUACGAUGAGACAGAAAACACUAAACCCCCCCGACGUCAAAUCCUCCGUGUUUAUGUCACCAAGCUAACGUUUGUUUACCUCAGUGUCAUUCCUGUCGGACUCGCCCUCAUUCUCGCUGUGUGGUCAUCAUCGCCUUACUUUCAGUUUGAAUGUAACCGUCACAACACGUAGUUAGAGCGCACUUUUAUUUUGUAAAGAAACACAACAGGAAGCAGAUUUGCCCCCGCCAGUGAGAGACGACCCCACAACAAUAACAACAACAACAACAACAACAACACGACGACAUCUGGAGCCUUAAAGUGGAACGUUGUUUCUGAGAUCACAGGAAGCCACUUUGCAAUAAAAGCCUGUGGCAGACA